Molecule: messenger RNA, 243 nt
Organism: Knipowitschia caucasica
Lineage: Eukaryota; Metazoa; Chordata; Actinopteri; Gobiiformes; Gobiidae
Source: the annotation of a GenBank genome assembly
AUGCCAGUCGCAGUGAUUGACAGGCUGCGAGUGACAGGAGGCCGGGGGCGGGACAAUGAGGGGAGGUUCAUUUGUGGGGAGAGUGGGCUGCCUUGUGGUGGGGUUGGGUGGGCCUGGGUGGGGCUGGGUGGGCCUGGGUUUGGCCUGGCAUGUUUCUUUGAUAAAUGGCCGAGUGGCACCGGGAAUGGCUCACAGGAGAGCAGUUUGGGGCAGAGGAGGCUGAAGGGGAGUGGGGGGUACUGA